Molecule: messenger RNA, 1848 nt
Organism: Hypomesus transpacificus
Lineage: Eukaryota; Metazoa; Chordata; Actinopteri; Osmeriformes; Osmeridae
Gene: ggt1a
Product: gamma-glutamyltransferase 1a
Biological process (GO): regulation of inflammatory response; glutathione catabolic process; regulation of immune system process
Cellular component (GO): plasma membrane
Molecular function (GO): glutathione gamma-glutamate hydrolase
Source: RefSeq, a predicted model, not a curated record
AUGGUCAGGAAGUCCUUGGUUGCUGGGGUGGUGGUCCUGCUGGUGGUUGCUCUGGGGCUGUUUGCUGGCGUCUUCAUGGGCAUGGGAAACCCAAGUCCCAUUUCCCCCUCAGACCAUUACUACUCCAGAGCUGCUGUGGCAGCAGACGCUGGGACCUGCUCUGAGGUGGGCAGGGACAUUCUGAAGAAGAAUGGCUCAGCGGUGGAUGCAUCUAUCGCUGCCCUUCUGUGUGUGGGGCUUCUGAACGCACACAGCAUGGGCAUUGGAGGGGGGCUGUAUUUCAUCAUCUACAACGCUACAACAGGGAAGGUUGAAACCAUCGACGCGAGGGAGACAGCGCCCAUGAACGCGACUGUAGACAUGUUUGGCAAUAACACCCAGCUGUCUCGGAAAGGUGGAUUGUCCAUAGCCAUUCCAGGGGAGAUCCGUGGUUACGAGAUGGCACACAGGAGACACGGCAGGUUGCCAUGGAAGGAACUGUUUGUUCCCAGCAUUGCUCUGGCACGUGAUGGCUUCCCCAUUGGAAAAGCUUUGGCCAACGCCAUCUCCAAAAACAAAGAGUUUAUUCAAGGAGAUGCUAAUAUGUGUGAAGUGUUUUGUGACUCUGAGAGAAACAUCUUGAAAGAAAAUGACAUCCUGAGAUUCCCCAAACUCGCCGAAACUUACCAGAAGAUAGCAGAGGAGGGGCCUGACGUGUUUUAUAACGGGACAAUGGCAGAGAUCAUAGUGGAGGACAUCCAGACGGCAGGGGGGAUUAUAACCCUGGAGGACCUGCUGGACUACCGGCCCGUGCUGAAUGAGAACCCCCCCAAGCUGAACGUGGGGGAGUACACCAUGCACGUCCCCGACGCCCCCUCCAGCGGCCCGGUGCUGGCUCUCAUCCUCAACAUAGUAGACGGUUACAACUUCACAGACACCAGUGUCUCGACAGCAGAGAAAAGGACCCUGACCUACCAUCGCAUCGUAGAGGCAUUCCGUUUCGCUUAUGCCAAGAGGAGUAGGCUUGGGGACCCACGCUAUCUCAACAUCACUGACCUCAUCCACAACAUGACCUCAGACUACUUUGCUGAUGGCAUCAGGAACAAGAUCACUGAUGACACCACUCAUCCAGACAUUUACUACGAGCCUGAUUACUUUGUGCCUGAUAACCACGGAACAGCACACCUGUCUGUCAUCGCAGAGGAUGGGAGUGCAGUGGCAGCCACCAGCACUAUCAAUUUAUAUUUUGGCUCAAAGGUCAUGUCGAGAUCAACUGGCAUCAUUUUCAAUGAUGAGAUGGAUGAUUUCAGUUCCCCAUACAUCACAAAUGGCUUUGGAAUCCCACCUUCACCGAACAACUUCAUCCAGCCAGGUAAAAGGCCCCUGUCGUCAAUGUGCCCGACCAUAAUCUUCGACAAAAGUAAUAAAGUGAAAAUGGUGGUGGGAGCCUCAGGUGGAACUCAGAUAACGACAGCCACAGCUCUUGUGAGUCAGUGUACACACACACACACACACACACACACAUGCUUACAGAACACGCACACACACAUGCAAACACACAUCCUUACAUGGGAUUCUUACAAUGCGACCGUUGUCUGUUUUACACAGGUUAUUCUGAAUUCCUUGUUCUUCAAUUACGACCUUAAAAAAGCUGUGACCGAACCCAGAGUUCACAAUCAGCUCAACCCAAACAUGACCGUGGUCGAGGACGGCUUUGAGAAGAGUGUUCUAGAUGGCCUGACACAGAAGAACCAUGUGACAGAGCUGCUGAGGUCUCCAGGUUCAGUGGUUCAAGCCGUGGUGCGGCACGGGGAGAGACUCUGUGCAGAGUCCGACCCCAGGAAAGGAGGCUAUCCGGCGGGAUACUAA